CACACACACACACACACAAACACUGACCUCGGACAAAAAUCUCAGAGCUUGAGCUUUCAAAAAUGGCGUCCAUGGCGUCCAACGCCUCCCAUAUCCACUGCCGCCACAAAUGCCCCCCAAUAAGCAAAAUGACUUUUCCUAAACACACAUUUAGCCUAAUUACUGCAUCUCAGCAGAAAAAAGAGCAGGAGGAGCCGUCCCGUGGGGCCCCCGAGCAAAAGGGUCGCAGGGAAAUUAUUCUGAGGAGCAGUGGGGUUGCAGUUCUUGGAGCAAUUUUCCACUUCAGUGGAACAAAACCCAACUACUUGGGAGUGCAGAAAAGCCCACCUGGUCUAGCAUUGUGCCCUGCAACAAAUAAUUGUGUAUCAACUUCUGAGAAUAUGAGUGAUCUCACACAUUAUGCCCCUCCUUGGAAUUACAAUCCUGAGGAGGGGCGCGGGAGUAAAAAACCUGUGACCAAAGAGCGAGCAAUGGAGGAGCUUCUUGAAGUGUUUGUGGAUGACGUUGAGUUUUGGUUCCCACCCAGCAAGAAGCCACUCGUGCAAUAUCGGUCAGCAUCCCGUUUGGGGAAUUUCGAUUUCGACAUUAACAAAAAGAGAGUUAAGCGUCUUUUGGUACAAAAGGAGCUGGGAACUGCAAAGCAGAGAGGAGAAGAAAACGAACUGGAAAUGGCGGAUUUAUUUGCUUGGCUAUUUUCCUUUUUUAUCGUCAUAGCUUUAGUUGGAAUAAUUCUUUACCAGCUAAUGUGCUUGGCUGACCUUGAGUGCGAUUACAUCAACCCGUAUGAUUCGGCAUCUAGGAUAAAUAAGGCCGUUUUGCCCGAAUUCGUUACUCAAGGAGUUUUGUGCUUGCUCCAUCUUAUUACAGGACAUUGGACCAUGUUUCUACUUUCUGUUCCAUAUUCAUAUUACAAUAUAACAUUAUAUUUUAGGCGGCAGCAUUUGGUAGAUGUAACUGAGAUAUUCAAUCAGCUCCCUUGGGAGAAAAAAGUUAGAUUUUACAAGCUGGGAUAUUUAGUCAUCUUUCUGGCUUUGACAAUAUUCUUGAUGAUCUGGAGCAUCGUGGAUGUAUGAGCAAAUACGAAUUUGGUGCCAUUAUUUUAAAUUACUAUCUGGAGUUUGGGCCCCAAACAGGAAAGCAUCGCUUGGAUGUUAAUCGCCAGUCGAAUUGUUUUUGAGAACUUGGAGAAAAAAUCGUGAAGUGUACUUGCAGCCGAUAAAAUAUUCGACUCUGUUUUCAUACAAUAGGAAAUAAUAAUUUGAUUUCUAGAUAAUGUGAACAGUACUUCAAUGUGGCUGAAGCAUAGUCUUAGGUUGAAUAUUUCAAUUUGAUUAACGCAUGGGAUUGGCUGAGAAUGGGUAAUCCAAAGUUUGGUACCAAUACUUUUUUUUUAAUUAAAA
This is a messenger RNA of Striga asiatica, 1400 nucleotides long. Lineage: Eukaryota; Viridiplantae; Streptophyta; Magnoliopsida; Lamiales; Orobanchaceae. The record is from the annotation of a GenBank genome assembly.